AUGCGUGAAUACAAGCUAGUGGUCCUUGGUAGCGGAGGUGUGGGGAAGAGUGCAUUGACGGUCCAAUUUGUACAGAGUAUUUUUGUCGAAAAAUAUGACCCCACAAUCGAGGACAGCUACAGAAAACAGAUAGAAGUGGACGGACAGCAGUGCAUGCUUGAGAUUCUUGAUACCGCUGGCACAGAACAAUUCACUGCUAUGCGUGACCUCUACAUGAAGAACGGCCAGGGUUUUGUCCUGUGUUACUCCAUCACCUCACAGUCCACAUUCAACGACUUGGCGGAUCUGUACGAGCAGAUUCUGCGCGUAAAGGACACACACGAAGUCCCACUGGUGCUGGUGGGCAACAAAUGCGACCUUGAUAAUGAGCGCGUCGUCGGCAGGGAACAGGGCCAAACUCUGGCCAGAAGCUGGAACUGUGUGUUCAUGGAGACCAGUGCGAAGGCCAAGAUCAAUGUGAACGAGGUAAGCCCUUAUUCUGCGUUUUUGUCAUUCACUAACUCCUCGUUUUCCUACUGUCGCGUAUGGCCUCCUAGCAUUGUUCGUCUAAGUCUGCCCUCUUGUGCAUGA
Mesocestoides corti is the source of this 570-nucleotide messenger RNA. The record is from the annotation of a GenBank genome assembly. NCBI's taxonomy places the organism in Eukaryota, Metazoa, Platyhelminthes, Cestoda, Cyclophyllidea, Mesocestoididae.